UAUUUAAAUAUUUGUUAUAAAUUAAAAUAACGGUUUGAAGACUUUUCCACGUCAUCACCACGGUUAUAAAACAAUUUAAUCCCAAAACACAAUCCCCGGCCUACUUAAACACUCAUAUCUCCAUGCAAAACCAUCUUGACUUCACUUCUCCGAAACAUGGAAACAGCUCCUUCUUCUAAUCUCCUUAUUACUGUCUCUGUCCAAAUCUUGAGCAUUUUGUUCUUCAUUCCGGCCUCCUCCGCGGCCGACUCCUUCAUCUACGGCGGGUGCUCGCAGGUGAAAUACACGGCGGGGUCCCAAUACGAAUCAAAUCUCAACUCCCUGCUGACCUCUCUGGUGAACUCGGCCACCUACUCAGCCUACAACAAGUUCACCAUCAUGGGGUCCACCCCGCAAGACGUGGUCUACGGGCUCUACCAGUGCCGGGCCGACCUAGCCAUGCCGGAGUGCGCCACCUGCGUGGCCCGCGCCGUCUCCCACCUCGCCCCGCUCUGCCCCCAGGCGUGCGGCGCCGCCAUCCAGCUCGACGCCUGCUUCGCCAAGUACGACAACGUCUCCUUCAUCGGGGUCGAGGACAAGGCCGUCGUCAUGAACAAGUGCGGGCCCUCCGACGGCUUCGACGCCGACCGGAUGGCCCGCCGCGACGCCAUGCUGGCCGGCCUCAGCCGGCCCGGCGGGCCCUUCCGGGUUGGCGGCUCCGAGGAUGUCCAGGGAGUCGCGCAGUGCGUCGGCGACUUGUCCAACGGCCAGUGCCAGGAUUGCCUCACGGAGGCCAUGCGGCGGCUCAAGGCCGAGUGCGGCGGCGCCGUCUUCGGUGAUAUGUUCUUGGCCAAGUGUUACGCCAGGUACUCCACCAAUGGGGCCCACGCUUAUUCCCAACCCAAUCACGUUCAUUCGACUUCUCAUAGUGACUCGGAGAAGACAUUUGCUAUAGUUCUUGGAUUAUUAGCUGGGGUUGCAUUGCUCAUCAUCUUCCUCACUUUUCUCAGAAGGAUUUCUGGCCGAAACGGUAAAUAAACAAAAAGAAAUGUAUGAGAUUUGCUUUUCAACAGCCCUUUGGCCUUUCCAUUUUCUUGCAUGGUGGAGAUCAACUUGGCUCUCUCAUCUUUUUAUGGGAAAUUAAAGGAGAAAAAAUAACUUUGUUCACCAGUCCCAAAAGGAAGCAACUUUGGUGUUAAAGCUGUUUUAUCAAAUUGAGUAUAAACUUAAGGGAGAAGCGAAUGGAGGCUAUUUAUACAUUUAGAUUCCUUUCCACUUAACAAAGUUGUGUUGUUGUCUAAUGUUGUUAAAAUAUGUAUUCUUUUGUCAUAAAGUUGGUUCUUUUAUAUGGGCAUUAUCCCCCAAUCUAAAUGUUCAACAAAAAGACAGCAUCUUUAUGUAUGAUUUUAUAGUUUUAUGUUUUCAA
This is a messenger RNA of Salvia miltiorrhiza (redroot sage), 1405 nucleotides long. RefSeq names its product plasmodesmata-located protein 7-like. The record is from RefSeq and is a predicted model, not a curated record. The coding region runs from base 157 to 1017 and encodes 286 amino acids. Gene Ontology annotation, cellular component: plasmodesma. NCBI's taxonomy places the organism in Eukaryota, Viridiplantae, Streptophyta, Magnoliopsida, Lamiales, Lamiaceae. The transcript has 3 exons.